Molecule: messenger RNA, 1776 nt
Organism: Acanthamoeba castellanii str. Neff
Lineage: Eukaryota; Discosea; Longamoebia; Acanthamoebidae
Product: endomembrane protein EMP70 precursor isolog, putative
Exons: 15
Coding region: 1-1776 (591 amino acids)
Biological process (GO): protein localization to membrane
Cellular component (GO): membrane
Source: RefSeq, a predicted model, not a curated record
AUGAAGGAUCAAAAGCUGUUGUGGGUGGGCCUCGUCUUUGUGGCCCUGGCGGUCGUUGGCUUCAUCUUCAUUGAUUUCACGCCCAGCGGCUGGGCGCACGAGCACAAGUACGAGGAUGGUGAGGAGGUCUACUUGUGGAUGAACAAAGUGGGUCCCUUCCCCAACCCGCAGGAGACCUACCCCUACUACUCUCUGCCUUUCUGCCACCCAGACAAAUUGAUCCACUCUGACACAGAGGGUCUUGGCGAAGCGCUUGUCGGAUACGAUCUGAUCAAGAGCAUGGUCGAGAUUUUCUUCAAGAGGGACAUCGAGAGGAAGCCUAUUUGCUCCAAGUCGUUAACGAAGUCUGAGUACGAGGAGUUCAGGGAGGCCAUCCUCGAGCAGUACUGGUAUCAGAUGUACCUGGACGAUCUUCCCGUGUGGGGAAUGGUUGGCGAGUCUUACGAGGACGAUGCCGGUGAGAAGAAGGUCUUCAUAUACACUCACCAGAAGUUCUCCCUCUCCUGGAACGGCGACAGGGUCAUCGAGGUCAACCUUACCUCGGAGAACCCUGUUGUUCUUGAGGCCGGCUCGCCUCUCCAGUUCACCUUCUCCGUGAACUGGCAGGAGACCAGCACCUCCUUCGAUGACCGAUUCAGGAAAUACCUCGACAAGAGCUUCUUCGAGCACCAGAUCCACUGGUUCUCCAUCUUCAACUCCUUCAUGAUGGUCAUCUUCCUUGUUGGCCUCGUGUCGCUCAUCUUGAUGAGGACCCUCAAGAGGGAUUAUGCCCGCUUCGGCAAGCUCGACGACGAAGAUGCCGACAGGGACGAGGACGUUGGUGACGAGUCCGGCUGGAAGCAGAUCAAGGGCGACGUCUUCCGCUCGCCUCCCCGUCUCCUUCUGUUCUCCGCUCUCGUGGGCACUGGCCACCAGUUGGUCAUCCUGGUCUUCUGCUUGCUCUGCCUUGCUGCUCUUGGCACCUACUACGCCCAGAGGGGAACCGUCGUGACUGCUUUCAUCGUUUGCUACGCGCUAACCUCCUUCAUCGCUGGUUACGGAGGCGGUGGCUACUACGCCCGAAACGGCGGCAAGAAGUGGAUCAAGUGCAUGUUCGUGACGGCUAGCUUCCUGCCCGGCAUUGCCUUCUCCAUCGCUUUCAUGCUCAACACGAUCGCGCUUUCCUACGGCUCGCUCAACUACAUCCCGCUAGGCACUCUGAUCGCCGUCUUGGCCAUCUGGUCGUGCAUCUCGCUGCCGCUCACUCUGGUCGGCACUGUCGUCGGCAAGAACUGGAACGGUACCCCGGAGAAGGUGCGCAUCAACCAGGUGCCCCGCCAGAUUCCCGAGAAGAGGUGGUACUUGCAGCCGUGGGUGCACAUCCUGCUCGGCGGCGUCCUCCCCUUCGGUUCCAUCUUCAUCGAGAUGUACUUCAUCUUCACCUCGUUCUACAAGUACUACUACGUCUACGGUUUCAUGCUCUUGGUCUACGUGAUCUUGAUCAUCGUCACCGUUUGCGUGACCAUCGUGUCUACGUACUUCUUGCUCAACUCGGAAGACUAUCGCUGGCAGUGGACCUCCUUCCUCUCUGCUGCCUCCACUGCUGGAUACGUUUUCCUGUACUCCGUGUACUACUUCUACAUGAAGACGAAGAUGUCGGGCUUCUUCCAAACAGUUUUCUAUUUUGGCUACAUGGCUAUGUUCUGCCUCGGACUGGCGACCCUCUGCGGCGCGAUCGGCUUCAUCGGCACGUCGAUGUUCGUGAGGAGGAUCUACACCAUGAUCAAGGGCGACUAG